UAUCUCUAUAAUUCUUGGUGUUCUCGCGGUCAGCACGCUUUAUGAGCUCAUCAUCACCAUGCGCUUCUCACAAGAGGAAAGGAAAUACUUAACUACCUCAAGAGUUGGCCGGCUCUGUCUGUCCUGUUCGGUGUACUCCAACACGAAGAAGGUGUUCAACACGUACCAGCACCCCGGGCAACUUCCGGCGCUUCACGGCAUUCGGGUCAUCAGUACCCUGUGGAUCAUCUAUGGACACACAGACUUCUUCACACUCUCCAACAUCGAAAUAUCUAACAAGGAGGAAAAGGCGCAAGCUAGCGACGAGUGGUGGUACUUCAUCAAAGGAAACAUGGACAUGGCAGUCGAUACAUUUCUUCUACUCAGUGGUUUGUUGGUGACGUACCUCUUCAUGAAGCAGAUGAAGAAGACGGGUGGACAGUUUACAUGGAGAGACUAUGGUCUACACGUCUUACACCGUUAUUUCAGGCUGACACCAGUAUACGCCUUCCUGAUCAUGAUCUUCACCUGCCUGACGGUGUACAUGGGGUCGGGACCGUGGUGGGCUCUCCAUGACAACUGGACCAUGCCGAGUGUACGCGCCUGCCAGACGUACUGGUGGGCAAACCUGCUCUACAUCAACAACUAUGUCGGACAAGGGUGUUUCGGCCACGGCUGGUACCUUGCUGUGGACAUGCAGCUCUACGUGAGUCUUGCAGGGGUUCUCGUGAUACUAUACAAGUAUCCAAAAGUAGGAGCUGUAAUCACCUGUAGUCUUAUCGGGUCCGGCCUGUUCCUGAGCGGAAUCCUGUAUCAUUUCGUAGUCAAUGAGGGUGGCGGGGACUAUGUUGGCACCACGUACCAAUGGACGAUUACCAGGAUGGCGCCGUACUUCAUUGGGAUGCUGCUCGGGUACUGGCUUUUCAGGACCAACAGGAAAGUUCCCGAUACCUCUAACACAAGGAGGUUGAUGUUGCUAGGUUGGAUUGUUGGCACUGCCUGUGCUCUGGUGGCCUUGGUCACCCCAUUCCGGACUCCUGAAGCUAACCUCCUUAGUCAACCCGCCUGGAGAACUUUUGACAGAAGUUUGUUCUCUGUUGGAGUCGCUUGGGUUGUGUACGCCUGCUGCGUGGGAUACGGAGGUAUCAUCUCAGAGUUCCUGUCGUGGAGCGGUUGGCUGCCGUUAAGUCGCCUGACCUACACGGCGUACCUCGUCCAUCCCAUGAUCAUGCAGGUCUAUUACAUGUCUUACAAGGGGGCGCUGCUGUACUCAGGGAUCAACUGGCUGUUUUUGUUUAUCUCUUUUGCCUUCUUGGCGUUUGUGUGUGGUUUUGCUGCCUCCAUGAUGGCGGAGGUUCCCUUCCUGGAGCUGGAGAAGAUCCUCCUGCCCAAUCGCAGGGGCAGAGAGGCUAAACCUGAACCUGAGAGGGGGGAUGUGGAGGGACAACAGUACCAGUCUCUUGUACAGGAAGCUGUUGCAGACCCACAGAUACCAAACUACAGUUCUGUGUCAACCUAACAAGAACAAGAGACCUUGAGAAGCUUAGGUGUAUUAACUAUGCCACAAACGUUGGCAAUGGAGCUGAUAAUGUGCCAGGUCAUCAGUAGAGAAUUAGUAUUUUUAUCUCUAUAUUGGACUUUUUAUACUAUGUGUACAUGGGACUUACUCUUUUUGGAAUAAAUUAAAAAUGAGAUUUCCAUUUGUUACUUGGAUGCCACUAGUCAUGAUAUGUUUGAUACAUUAUUGGAGCUGAUAAUUGAAUGAAGACCUUAAGUUUAUUGUACAUUUUUGCCCAACUGAGAUAAGUACAGGUCACAACAAGACAGAACAUAU
Molecule: messenger RNA, 1813 nt
Organism: Branchiostoma floridae (Florida lancelet)
Lineage: Eukaryota; Metazoa; Chordata; Leptocardii; Amphioxiformes; Branchiostomatidae
Product: nose resistant to fluoxetine protein 6-like
Exons: 12
Coding region: 59-1498 (479 amino acids)
Molecular function (GO): acyltransferase activity, transferring groups other than amino-acyl groups
Source: RefSeq, a predicted model, not a curated record